This is a messenger RNA of Aspergillus heteromorphus CBS 117.55, 1334 nucleotides long. Its product is annotated as ubiquinol--cytochrome-c reductase catalytic subunit CYT1. The transcript has 5 exons. The record is from RefSeq and is a predicted model, not a curated record. Gene Ontology annotation, molecular function: electron transfer activity; heme binding. NCBI's taxonomy places the organism in Eukaryota, Fungi, Ascomycota, Eurotiomycetes, Eurotiales, Aspergillaceae. The coding region runs from base 76 to 1026 and encodes 316 amino acids. Gene Ontology annotation, biological process: mitochondrial electron transport, ubiquinol to cytochrome c.
CCUCCCCCCUCCCCUUCUGUGGCUAUCGUGCCUUCCUGAAUACCCAUUGUCCGGAGGGUCUAUCACAUCGUCAGUAUGCUGGCACGUACUGUUUUGCGCAGCGUGCCCUUCCGGGGUGUCGCACGUCAGUCCUUGAGCCAGACCUCCACGCGUGCGUCUUCCUCGUCCGCCGGUGCCGAAUCCGCCAGCUCCCCCUUCCACCUCACACUUGCCGCGUCCGCCGCUACCGCUGUCGCUCUCGGAUCCGCCGCGUAUCUCUAUGGCCAGGAAGCUUUUGCCAUGACACCUGCUGAGGAGGGAUUGCACCCUACCGCAUACCCUUGGGAGCACGCCAAGUGGAACAAGACCUUCGAUCAUCAGGCCCUCCGCCGUGGAUUCCAGGUCUACCGUGAAGUCUGCGCCAGCUGCCACUCCCUGACUCGUGUGCCUUGGCGCUCGUUCGUCGGUGUUAUGCACACCGUUGAUGAGAUGAAGGCCAUGGCCGAGGAGAACGAAUACGACACCGAGCCCAACGACCAGGGCGAGAUCGAGAAACGCCCCGGAAAGCUGUCCGACUACAUCCCUGGUCCCUACAAGAACGAGGAGGCCGCUCGUGCUGCCAACGGUGGUGCCCUGCCCCCGGAUCUCAGCUUGAUCGUCAAGGGCCGUCACGGCGGCUGCAACUACAUUUUCAACCUGCUGACUGGUUACCCCGAUGAGCCUCCGGCUGGCGCUACCGUCCAGGAGGGCAUGAACUUCAACCCCUACUUCCCCGGUACCGCUAUUGCCAUGGGUCGUGUCCUCUUCGAUGGUGUUGUUGAGUAUGAGGACGGAACUCCCGCCACCACCUCCCAGAUGGCCAAGGACGUUACCGAGUUCCUCAACUGGGCUGCCGAGCCCGAGAUGGAUGACCGCAAGAAGAUGGGUGUCAAGGCUAUCACCCUCCUCACCGGUCUGUUCGCUGUUAGCGUUUGGGUUAAGCGUUACAAGUGGUCCCCGAUCAAGACGAGAAAGAUUGUGUACAGCCCUCCCGUUCCCCGGCGCUGAAUGUUGCAGCGGACUGUAUGAAUUGCACACCGCGGAGGAAGAAUAUAGGCGGCUAGCGAGCCUUGAUCUAAUCCAUGUUCCAACUCACGUUGGUUCCACGUCGCCUUUUCCUUCAACCUGUCACUCUAUUCGAUGGUCUCUGCCUAUUUCGUUAGAUGUUACUCAGGACACUUGUAUCUGUACCUUAGAUAUUUAUUCUCCUUUGAAAAUGUUGCUUGAACCCCCAAUGUCACAAUUUCCUUUGUUAGCUUCCGAUUGUGGGCUUUCGUAUAAAUAUUCGACCUCCCAGCGCGGAAAGUUGAGUGGAU